GUGCGAUAUUGGUAUGUAUUGGUGCGACGGUGAAGACUUGACAGGUACGAUGCCGGUACAUAAACAAUCUAUGAGGCAAACUGAACUAACAUAUAUUUUGUUUCUUUUUAGAAAAGCGAAUUUACCAGCCGAAAAAAACAUCAUGACGUCGAAAUCGUCCCUGUAUCGAAAGCGCCGUCUCAUCCUUGAAGAAGAGGAACGAAUUAUGCGGGAAGAACGUGAUGCAAUGGAGGCUUCCAGCUUUGUUUCGGUACCGGCAUCGGGGGCUUCCGGCUUUGCUACGGAGCCGGCAUCGGAGCCCAUGAAUUUAGAUGUUUUAUAUGAUUCCAAUACUGUAUCAGUAGAUAGCGUUGGUGGUGGUAUAGUGGGUAGUAGUAUAGAUGUAAAUACUAACGAUAUUUAUGAUGAAGUAGAAGAACCGGCUGAACUUCGCGAUGAUUUUUGGACGGAAGCUUAUAGCUUCUUGAACGAUUUUUCAACGUUGAAAGACGCUUUGAAAUAUUUGGCAGUGGCAGGGCAUCUUUCUCGAAGUUUUCUCAACUUGCUGUUGGCGAUUUUAAGAAAGUUUGGACACCCUGAUCUACCGAAAGACGCUCGUUCGCUUCUCAAAAUACCCAGAGUAAGCAAUGAGAUUCAAACCGUUGCAAGUGGACGUUUUUGGUAUCCGGGUAUUGAGGUUGCCCUUAGAAAUGUUUUUAAAAAUAGCCCUCCACAAGUGACGAAUUUAAGCCUUCAAGUAUCGAUUGAUGGACUUCCACUCUUCAAAAGUAGUGUCACUCAGUUUUGGCCAAUUCUAUUCAAGGUAGAAGAGAUAUCCGAUUGUCCGGUAAUGGUAGCGGGUGUAUUUAGCGGCCAAACCAAUCCCGGUAGUCUCGAGCAAUUCCUGCGUCCAAUAGUUGACGAAAUUAACAAUUUACGGUCAACAGGCAUACAGUUUGGUGAUCAUGUACUUCCAGUAUGUAUUAAGGCCUUCAUUGCUGAUUCACCAGCACGGGCUUUUAUUAAGUCUGUUAUGGGAUUAUCGGGUAAACACGGUUGCACGAAGUGCACUACCGUUGGAGUGCAUGUGCAACCCGAAGGUAAGGUAAUUUUUAAUCCUUUACCUGCACCCCCGCGUACUGAUACUAGUUUCCGUGCAAGAGAGGAUAAAGAACACCAUAAGACAAUACAUACCCCCUUAGAAGACAUUGAAGGUUUAGAUAUGAUCAAGAGUUUUCCAGUUGCUGAUCGAUUGCAUCUUCUUGAUUUGGGUGGUAGUCGUAAAUUUCUGCAGGGAUUUAUGAAUAAUAAAAUGGUUAGCUUUGAUCGGUGGACAAGUGAUCAAAAAAAAAAUAUUUCUCACUUUUUGGUUAAAACCAAGCUUCCUUCCGAAGUACACCGACCAUUUCGAUCGCUGGAAACAAUUCAGUAUUGGAAAGGAACCGAGUUUAGAUCUUUUCUGCACUACGUUAGCCCUGUAAUAUAUAAAGAUUUCAUGAGGUAGGCUAUAAUCAUUAUCUACUCUAUUUUUGUAGUAUUACAAUUUAUUCUUCGUCAACCCAUGCGCACUUACAUUCUCUUGCACGUAGAAUGCUUCUUAAAUUUGUUUUAGAUUUCCCAAUUCAUUAU
Molecule: messenger RNA, 1608 nt
Organism: Anopheles stephensi (Asian malaria mosquito)
Lineage: Eukaryota; Metazoa; Arthropoda; Insecta; Diptera; Culicidae
Exons: 2
Coding region: 14-1483 (489 amino acids)
Source: RefSeq, a predicted model, not a curated record